AAACCAUUCGCAUCCACACACAACAACCGGCUGGCUGGCUCCCGUGUGCUGCUGUCGGGGAGAGAGGCACAGAGACCAAGAUUCGGACCACAACAGAUUAACAUCAGCUUAGGUGGGGACCAUGGCUGAGGGGGACCGGCCCAGAAGCGGCCUGAGCCAAGCCAGCAGCACAGCGACCAUCACUUCGGUCUCCAUGGGAACAAAGCCACAUGCAACUCGGCCUGUCCCGAAGGUACAUACUUUUGGAAAGAGGUCAAAUUCCAUCAAGAGAGACCCCAACCAGCCUGUCAUCAUGCGGGGAUGGCUUUAUAAGAAGGAUAGUUCUGGACUUAAAUUGUGGAAACGGCGUUGGUUUGUCCUUUCGAAUUACUGCCUCUUCUAUUACCGAGACAGCCGAGAAGAGAUGGUCUUGGGCAGCAUCCCGCUCCCCAGCUAUGAGAUUCGGACGGCGUUCUCCAAGGAAAAGAAGAACCGGCGCUUCGUGUUCAAGGCAGAGCAUCCUGGCAUGAGAACUUAUUAUUUCAGCGCUGAGACUCAGUUGGACAUGAAUAGCUGGAUCCGGGCCAUGAACCAGUCAGCUGUUGCUGAAUAUGACUAUGGAACCUACAGCCGGGGCCUCCUAGACCAGUCCGCGUCUGCCCACAACAGCUUCGAGGAUUGCAUGCUCACAAAGGACGACAUCUCCAAAAGUGCCGAAUCCCUGGAAAUUGCCCACAUUUCGGAGGCGCAGGAAGCUGAGGUCUUCUCACCCGUGGCUGAUCGAAAAGAAUCUCCGUGCCCCGGGAGGACCUCUUUGUCUUCUUCAUUCAAUGGGGGAUACCCACAAGAAAUAAGAGAGCAACCAGAUUUAAGCUCCCUCUCUUCCCAGACGGACGGAUGCGCAUCACCUUUCAUCCACGCAAAGCUCUCCCCGCGGCCACGGUCCCCUCCGCCUCGCCGCUCUGACAGUCCCUCGCCCGCCUCUUCCUUUCGGACCCUUCAGCCGUCCCCUCUGCUUUCUAUUCGCUCCUCGCGCUCCUACUCCCUCCCUCUGACCCCCGCCGAAUCUCCUCGGAUACCGGGCGCUCACUCUUCACCGCCCAGGGCCCGCCGGAAGCCCCCACAAACCGUGGCUGCACAAGCCGCGUCGUGCGAAGACCUAUCCGCUCAUAGGACCCUCGUUCGGCCCAACACGCCCAUGGGGAGAGUCGACAUUGCUCCCAGUGAGGGCCUCCCCCCAAACCCCUAUGCCACUCUGUCGCCUGGCACCAGGGGGCACCCCCUGACACCUGCCGACCGCUACGAUGUCUUCCCUUCCUCGGAAGACCCCUAUUGCCGGCGCUACGCUCGGAGUCCUCAUCCCAGCAGGACCCGGCCGAUGGGUGAAGAAGGCCUCACGCCCUCUCUCGGGAGGCAGCCACAGACCAGGUUUUCAGACCGUGGUUAUAUCUCACCAUCCACAGGGACAUCUCGUACUUUGGUUAUGUCUCGGCUUCAGGGGCGAUUGAUCUCCCCCCACUCCGCUUCAUCCAGCUAUCUCCACCUGCCACCUUUGCCUCCCAUGCCCAACAGGCCCAAUGCUGGGAAAAAGACCACGUGCCGAAAUCUGGCGAGGGGUAUCCAUAGCUCUGGUGGGCAGCGAUUUGAAAGUGACACCGACGCUCUCUUGACAAAACUGUGCGGCCAAGAUAAAGUGCUUCGAGGCCUGGAAGAAGAGAUCAGCCAGUUCCGGGCUGAAAAGGAACGGCUUGAAAAGGCCUUGGAGGUGACGCGUCUGCAGAUGGAGGAGUUUAAAGGCCAGGAUGCAACGGUGGAGAAAAUCUGUUGCCAGCGGCGGCAGCUGCAGGACGAGCUGGUGCAAGUCCGAGCACGCCUGUGUGAUCUGGCUCUGGACAGUGACAGAGCUUGGGAGGAUUAUUCAAGCUUGGAAAGCGAGCUGCAGUUGUUGAAGGGCUCCUUGGAGCACAUCUGGAAAGUGGGGCACCCCCAAGACAGCGAUAGACUCAUUCCAGGCCACAGGGAGGGGGAGGAAUGUGGGAUGCAUACUUCACUAGGUUACCGGCACAACAAUUGA
Molecule: messenger RNA, 2053 nt
Organism: Sphaerodactylus townsendi
Lineage: Eukaryota; Metazoa; Chordata; Lepidosauria; Squamata; Sphaerodactylidae
Gene: PLEKHA4
Product: pleckstrin homology domain containing A4
Exons: 15
Coding region: 122-2053 (643 amino acids)
Source: RefSeq, a predicted model, not a curated record